AUGGCAACCCAAACUGUCAACCCCCCGACCACUGAUGGUUACCGUGAUUCGGACGAUGAGUUCAGCUCAGAUGAUCAAGAGUUCCAUGUCGAUGAGCGCUCUGGCCGAUCUUGGCCGACCAAGAUUCUUCACAAUGUCAUCCAGCCUUUGAAACCCAAGUUGGUAGACAUAGGGAAAGUUUCGUCCGCUGAUCCUACGCGAUGCAAGCCCUCGAGAGGCGCAAGGAAGAGAUGCGAUGUUCAAGAGAACAAGGUUGAGGGAGUUUGGACCUAUGAUAUGACUCCAAAGACCCCUGACGGGGAGAAGAGGUCCUAUGCCAGGAGGAUAUUGUACUUUGCUGGAGGCGGGUGGCAAGCGCCUCCAAGUGGCCAGCAUUGGACUUUCUGCGCAGAGAUGAUCAACCGCCUGCAGGAUACCAGACUCACCCUCAUUUCCUAUCCUCUGGCGCCCAAAGACCCUGUUCAAGACUCAUUUCCUGCAAUCUGCAAGACUUACAGUGUCCUGUUGAAGGAAUCAUCUGAUCUUGGCGAGAGGGUCAUCGUUGCUGGAGACAGCUCAGGGGGUAACAUCGCCCUAUGUCUGGUGACCUGGACAAUGAGGGAUCAAGAUGUACAAGCCGUUCGACCUCCAUCUGCCAUCCUCGCCAUCACUGCAACUACCGACUUACGUCACAAUCACCCCGCCAUCAAAGAGGUAGACAAGGUUGAUCCUAUUCUAAGCGAGUCGUCCAUCAAUGGCACAGCUGGUGCGUGGGCUCCCGGCCACUCGGAUGUGAGUCAACAAAGCGAGACGAACUCGGAAAGAACAAAUAGGAAUGAGAAGCUCGACUGGUCGGCCGAUGACCCCCGAGUCUCACCCAUCCAUGCCGAUCUCAACGUCUGCGUCAGGAACAAUGUCAAGAUCCAUGGCAUAACGGCUUCACAUGAUGUUCUGGGACCAGAGGCUGUUGAGUUUAGGGAGAGGUGUAGAAAGGAAGGAGUUGACGGACAGUGGUUGUCAUGGGGUGAUCAGAUGCAUUGUUUUCCGUUGGCGUACAAGUAUGGCUUGAAGGAGAGUAAGGAGGGGCUUGAGUGGAUCAUAGAUGUUUUGAAGAAAUGUUGA
Fusarium proliferatum ET1 is the source of this 1101-nucleotide messenger RNA. RefSeq lists its product as uncharacterized. NCBI's taxonomy places the organism in Eukaryota, Fungi, Ascomycota, Sordariomycetes, Hypocreales, Nectriaceae. The transcript has 2 exons. Gene Ontology annotation, molecular function: hydrolase activity. The coding region runs from base 1 to 1101 and encodes 366 amino acids. The record is from RefSeq and is a predicted model, not a curated record.